Molecule: messenger RNA, 1912 nt
Organism: Rhagoletis pomonella (apple maggot)
Lineage: Eukaryota; Metazoa; Arthropoda; Insecta; Diptera; Tephritidae
Source: RefSeq, a predicted model, not a curated record
AAUUAGUUGGACCACCAGUUACACUUAUAAAAUCAGCACGAGGACUACAUUUCGUCCGACUCAGAGCAAAUUGCACAGUUUGAGAAAUUUACUUUUUAUUUUUAUACAUAAAUGGAGCGCAUUUCCAACUCCGGUGAAAACUUUGAUAGUCCGGCUUCGCCAUCACCAUCUGAACUUGAACCUGACAGUUUACAAAUUUUACUACAAUCCUGGAAUGUUGAAAACAUGUACGAUCAUUUUAAAGGUCACAAUUGAAGUUCUGAAAAUCUUAAAACGUGACCAUUUGAAAGAAUUACUAAACAAAUUUAAACUCGGUGAUCGGGUUGUUUUCGAAUUUCAUUUUGAGAAUUGGAGGAAUGAAAUCGACAAACCUCUGGAUUUUCGCUCAUCACCACAUCGCUCGUGUCAUAAAUGCUCCUCAACCUUCUCUUCGAUUAAUUAAAAAUCUCCUAUAUGUUAUACAACCGAUUCUACCUCGCAAGAGUCUCAGGAUGUAAGAUUAAUAACGCUUGCGGUAAUUUUAAAUUCGGAUGCGAAAGCUUCCAGCAUUAAAGAAUUUUAUGUAUCUCACAAUAAACUUGACGAACCACAUCGCAACAUGCUUAUCAAUACCAUUGUCAACUAUUUCAUCAACAAAGACCUUCAUAUGUCCCUUCAAAGCAGCCACUGCUUAGAAAAAGAAAUUUUGGAAAUUUUUCCAAAUGAAAAACUAAGUUUCUACAGAACAGAAAAGAGGGGGAAAUUGUAUACGAAAUUUUGCAACACAAAAAAAACCUCAAAGGCCACAGUUUGGAUGCUAAAAAAAUUCGACCAACAUCUCCAGAGUUGGAAGAAAUGGCAGAAAUUGUUCCAGAAAUCGGCACGGAAGAAAUUGUCCAGCGGAUUAAGUACGAUAACCUCAGUGCGGAAGAAUUUUAUAGCACAUGGCAAGCCUGUGCGAAUUAUAGAGACAAUGUAAUCCAGCAAAAACUUCAGAACAUCCACCAAAUAUUUCGGGAAUGGCCAGAAUAUAAAAAAGCUGAUGGAUAUCGUCUGAUUGACCUUGAUUUCGGAAAAAUGUUCGCAAAUACCCGCAAUUUUCUUUGCUGCAAACAAGAAAUUUUACGGUUGUUCCUUCAUCUUAAGAAGCCAGGUAUUUUAAAAGACAGCUCAACAAAAUUUGUAAUAAAUUCAAUUUCGGAGCAACACUUGGAAAAAGAUGAAACUCAAUUUAUUUUUAAAACUUUGUGGUGCCUUCACGGAUAUCUCUAUCCUACGAGCAAAGUUUUUAGAAAAACCAACGCUGGCAAGAAAGAUACCUGCAGGUUUACGAUCGAAGAUUCUCAAGAAUCAUUUACGUUUGUGGGACAAACUCUACAAGAACUCGACAAUUAUAUUGAAUUUUUGAAGCAACGCGGUGAGAGCAUUCAGCCUCUAAUUUUAGUGUUAAGCGAAAAAUUUUUUUCAAAAUUCGACGAAUUUUUUUUAUAUUUGGAUGAUACCAAGAUGCGAUUUACAAACUUUUAUCGAUGCGUUGAUGUAUGCUUUAAAUCGUUUCACUUAUUUAAUGUUGAAUACCCUACAGCAAUUUCCAAUUUUUGGACAUUCAUUGAAGCAUAUUUUUAUAAUUUUUCUAAGUCGCGCGGGAAAACAACACCCAAAAUUAAUAUCUUGAUACAAGAGCUGGAAGAGUGAAGUGGUUAUUUAAUUUAUUUUACUGAUUUUUUUAAUCUAAUUUGAAUUUGCUACCUAGUCAAAAAAAAAGACUUAUUUAAAGUGUUCAUUUUCCUCAAUACUAUACAUACAGCUAUCCACAAUGAAAUAGGAGCAAAAUGUUAAGACAAGUCUCAGCUAAUUCUCUUAAUUUUGCCUUUUUCGUUAUUUAAAAAAGACUUUAUACAAUUCCACAAUAAAAACAGCUAAAAUCAAUUUA